Puccinia triticina is the source of this 729-nucleotide messenger RNA. RefSeq lists its product as uncharacterized. The transcript is spliced from 4 exons. Bases 1 to 729 code for a protein of 242 amino acids. NCBI's taxonomy places the organism in Eukaryota, Fungi, Basidiomycota, Pucciniomycetes, Pucciniales, Pucciniaceae. The record is from RefSeq and is a predicted model, not a curated record.
AUGGUUCCCUCAAUUCAGCCUGGGCGACGCAAAAUCGACCCCUCAUGCCGCCCUCAGUACCAGAAGCUCAUGGACGGCGACUCGAUCUACACCUGCUCAAAGUUUACUUCGGAACGUGAACCGCGGCUUGGGGAUUCAAUCUUUCGACCGAGCAAGAAGUUUAAAAAGUCCUUGAUGGUCGAACAUGGCCCUUGGUUUUUGGACUUGGAACCAGUUUUAGAACGUCGAGAUCAAGGUCGACAUCGGUUGUGGAAACGACAAAAGAACAAGAGGUUGAAAAGAAUUUCAUCAGCCGCUCGACCAAAUCCACAACAGGCAGCAUACCUACCACAGGCCGACCCCCAACAUGCCAUAUCCCAACACGCCAACCUCCAACAGGCCGACCUCCAUCAGGCUGAUGAUGAAGAUGCAGAUAGGACCAUUACAUUGGCGGCUUUCGGUACACAAGGAACUUGCAGUCUUCCGAUCGACAACACCGUGGAAUUUCCCCCGAGAGCUGUAACACCGGUUGCCCCUGAACAGGACCUUCUACGAUCGAUCCAUCACGAAGCAGCCACGUUUUAUAGCUCCCACAAUGUCUUAUCGAUCCCUACUCCCCAUCGUGGCCCUAGGCCAAAGAAUUGGGAGGAACCUAUCGCUAUGGCGCGAGCUCUUGAUGGAUCUGCUCUGGUGGCUAUUGGUGUUCUACUGGAAGAAAUUGCAAAAGACCAGGUAGAAAGUGCCCUUUGA